AGAUACAAUGUCUUUAUUGGGUUAUUUGCUAUGAAAAGAGAUGAUAGAUGUGGAAAUACAUUUUAUAUGUUAGUUAUUAUCACCACCAUAUAAGAAUGACUACAGUAGGUCUAUGGGGCUGGAAAGUUGCCUGACAAAGUUAUUGUUGUGUAGGAAGUGAAGCCAAAAGCAACAUGUUCUCUAAGAAAGCCUUGAUAAUCUUUAAAAUGUGUGUGUACACACAUGGACACAUAUAAAUGUCUUCAGACAUUUCUAUACUUGUUUGCAUUGUGGUAUAAUUGACUUUCUAGGAAAAGAAAUGGUAUCACAGGAUUACAUUUUACAGUAGUCACAGGAUUAGGUAUUUGAAAGUGGAACUUGUAUUACUUCUCUGAAACAGCUUUUAUUAAGAAGAUUACAAAAUCUUACAGAAAGCUUUAACAGGUGCUUUCUGCCAUCCUUUGCCCCAGGGCAGUUUUCUCUUAAAAUGAGUGGGUUUUGUUCGUUUCUAUCUUCGGAGACUGACUUGUGUAAAACUACGGAGUGGUAGUGAUGGAGGAGAAGGGGGUUGUCUGAGGGAUGGGAAGGCUUGGUGAAGAAGUCAAUUGGAGGGACCCGCUGAUUUCAACCCUUCUGCCAGAUGUGUCCACACAGGGCUGUGCAGUAAAGUCCACUCUUCCGGUUCAUUUACAUAAGGUAACCCUUUUGCCAGUGCUGAAGAUCCUUCUCAAGAUUCUAUUUCUUAUGAGCUCUUAAUUAUUCAAAGGGAGGAUUAGCCAUGAAUGCCUUUACUUUUCACUCCUUCUACUAGCCAAGCUCAAGUUCUAAGAACUAAUGGCAACAGCCAAAGCAAAUACUUUGCGGCCCACACUUCAGUCUCAGCCUCACUCAGAGAUGGAAUUAUGUAGGCUUGUUUGCUUAACAAGUCAGAUAGGGGUGGGGGAGGGCAGGAGGGAGGUGACGAGGGAGGUCCCGCCCCCUUGGAAUGGGAUUGGUUCCCUCUCUCUUUUUACUCAUUCGUUUUGCAUCUCGGUUGGACAGGUUAAGAGAAACAUGUCAUUAAGGUGUUGUUAAAAUGAGCCUUGUAUGUGUGGGCCGUUCCCUGGGUUUGUGGUGGUAGACUUUCAAAGGGGCGGACUUAUUAUUGGCUAUGGGCUCCAGCUCGUGAAACUAGUCUCCAAUAUCCUGAAAAAUGCCAUCGUAACAGGAGGUCCCAAGAAGCUUAAGGGUAACUCACACACAGUGGAGAAAAUGACGAAAGUUCCUCAGGGGUUCGAUUUCAGUUUCUUAAAUGACGAAGAAGCCAGGAAGAUCCUUCAGGUCCUGGAAAGAAAUGAGAAGCUGCAGAGGGCAGAGAAGGACAGGAUCAGCAAACUUCAGAAGACAAAGAGGGAUAUCAGAUGGCUUCAAGGAGUGACUGGUGAAUGGUUUGAAGAAAUUCAAAGAAAAAAGUUUUGCAAUGAAACAGAUGUUAGCCAGAUGUUAAAACCACCACUCACAUAUAGGCUAACAAAGGAGAUGGCAAAAAAUGAAUUACAAACAUCAAGAUCUAAAAAUUUAACUAAUCAAAAAAAAACAUCUAUUGCUUCUCGGCUGAGCUUCAGAUCAUCAUUUGCCUCCCUGUUCUCAUUCAGAAAAUCAGGAAAGGAAACUUUAAAGCUGCAAUCACUGGAACAGAAAGGAUAUGACAGCCAUGCAGGACCUCUUGCAUCCAUGAGUGGAACUGCUGUGCAGGCAAAAAAAUACAAUUCACCUCCGGAAAAUCAACCAGUUGGUAGUGCAUUUGCCCCCAAGCCAGCAGGCAUGAGGGAAGGAAGUGGCAUGCCUUCUCCAUGGGAUUCUUCACUGCUGGAAAAUGAGUUUUUCCAAGUUUUAGAUGAUUUGGAUAGCAAACUGGCUCAGGAGCAAGCUGCAAGCUCAGUGAAUACCAGACCAUCCCACAACUAUGAAUCAAGAAUGCAGUUCAGUCAUGUUUACUCCAGUGGGAACAGGCAUAAUAGUAUCAUUGGAAGACACAAAAAUCGCUACAAUGAAACCUCAAAGAUGUCUAUCUAUGACAUCCUAAGGCCAGGAACUCCUAGGGAAGGUUUUAAAACCUUUUCUCCUAGGACAAGGACAAUUUAUGAUAUGUACAGGACAAGGGAGCCCCGAACCAUGAAAGAAGACUAUGUGCAAAAGAAUACUUUUGGUAGUACUUCUCUGUGUUUUGACGGCAGGCAACGAUCAGCCUCACCAGCCACAGGACAUUUCACAGCAAGAAGCUUACAUUUUCCAGCCACAACUCAGAAUAAGAGUGGGUUUGGACUACCAACCUAUCAACAGAGCCCAAAGAGAACUCCUUUAUCAUCUAUUAUAUGGAAUAGAUCAGAUUCUUCAAGAGAUAGGCAGAACCAAGAAGAGGUUUUGAGGGCACCCUCACCUAUGGAAAUUGACCCUGUUGACUGGUAUACAUAUCCCAAGGGUUUUCAAGAGAAUAGGAGACCUGAAUUAUACCAUUCACAGAAUAUUUAUCAGCCUGUUAGUUUAAAUUCUACCAGGAAUAAUGCGAUGAGUCCUGACAUAUUUGAGAACUCAGAAAAUAUGCCAUUCUACCAUCGAAACAACCUAUUUGCUAGGUCUUUCUUUAGCAAUACCUUUGGACGAAGCAGAGAACAGAGAUUUGAACAUAGUCCUUUUUGGGGCCAACAGAAAGAACAUUUUUCCUGGCCAGACUUUCAUCAAAGCAGAAAACCAUUCACUCCUGACAGAGACUUUGAAAUGAUUUCCGUUCAAGAAAACAGUGCAUCAGCUGUUCAUGGCUAUAGUGUUCCUUCUCAACAUUGGGGAUCAGUUUCUCCUGGUACAGAUUUUCCCACAGGCCCAGAAGAACCAUAUUCUUGGCAUUCUAAUUUUCAUACAUCUGCACAAGAGAACAUGGAGAUGUCACAAGGUAAUGGGAACCGAGUGACCCCUCAUUUCACUAUACCACUUGUUGGCUCCAUGACUAGUUCAAGCUAUCACAUCAAAUCUGGUGGGAUGGAAUAUCAACAUGACAGUUCUCCAGUAGAAAUACCUAUAAACAAAGAACCUUACUCGUUUGAAAUGGCUCAUACUCUAGCAUCCUCAUUCCAGACUUCCGUCCCCCAGAUUCCUGAUGACACAAGAAAUCCUCAUAGUCCAGACUUUCAGAUUCCCACAGUCAGUUUGCAGAAGUGUAUUCCAGAUAAGCCUGAUUCUCUUCCAAUAAGGAGCCACACAGAAGUCACGUCAACCAACAAUGAUUCAGUUGAUUCUCUGCUUCUUGCUGAAAGCCAGCCCGAUAUUUUGAUCACAAAUGUUAACCAUGAGAAAGACUCAAAUGAAUCUAUUUCAGAAGAAGAUAAACAACUAAGCAAGAUGGACCAGACAAGCAAAACAGGUGAAGUACUCCAACAUGUUUCACAGACAGUGAUGUCUAACCCUUUACCUGAUUUUCAAAAUCCCCUCUAUCAGGACACAGCCAGGAGCAAGAGGUUUGGCCUUAAUGAAUCUACCUCAGUGAGUUCAAAAAGGUCAUCCAGAGUGUUUUCAAGGAAAGAUAACUCCCAAAUGUACAUACCACACAGAGAUAAAGCCAGUGAACUUAAAAAAGAUAAGAAUUUUGCUGGGAACAGAAAACUUGGCUUAGCGAUUUCCCCUCCAUUCAUUCAAGAAAGCAGAACACCACCAUCUUUCCUCAGGCCAAAUCAAAGUUGUCACCAGGAAUUAACAGUAAGUAAUGAGAAUAUUUCAAGCAUUAUUAGAAAUAACCACUGGACUUCUGAAACUGUUGAUAAUAAAAAUGCACAGUCUCUAGAAAAGUCUGUUAUUUUAGAUACCAAGGGAGAACAAUGUACCACAGUUCACUCCACCAACUGUACCAAGUUGGCUGCCAGCCAGAUCUCAUGUGAUUCUUUUGAUCUGUCAUCAGGUGCACUAGAAGAAUCUUCACCAUCAAAUAAUUCUUUCCUUGAUACUCCUGUGAUUCCUUCUACUACUGCGCUCUUCAGGAGAAGUCAUUCAGAUGAAGAUCCACCUCUGGGAAAAGGAGAAACAGACAAUGUUAGUGAAAACCAAAAUAAUCAAUUUGCUGUAAGCCCCUCAGAAAACCUAAAAAGUAGUGACAGUGAUAUGCCUGUACAUGAUGAAACAGUUGAUACUGCCAAACACCAUUCAAACUCUCCUUUCAAGAAUGGAAGGAAGAAAGGAAAAGUAAGACGUCACAUAUCCUGUAUUGAAAAGUUAAGCAAAACAGAAAGUAGAUUAACACCUGCAAGUGAUAGCAACAGCCUCACUGAGGUAAAUCAAAGCAAUCCCAAAGCUUCUGGGCUUGAUUCAAGUUAUUGUACCUUGCCAAGAAAAUCAGCCAGUUUUCUCAUAAAUAGUAGACAGUCAGAAAAUAAGAUAUUGGGUGUUUCACUUCGGAAUGGGCCACUUCCAUUCCAAGUCACCGACCAUGUAGAAGACCCAGUAGGGAAGUACACAUCAAAAAAAUUCAGUCCCAGGUUUCCUGAGUCAGUGAGUGAACCUUCCAAAGUAAUUUCAGACUUGGUCCCAGGAGCAUCUGAAGCCACAGAAAGAAUGACAAAUACGAAAAUCACUGGAUCUGCCUCUGUUAGAAAAGGACCACUUCCAUUCCUCAUCAAGAGAACUGUAUCAUGUCCUGCAGGGGAGCCAUAUGCCUCAAAUGGAAAAGAUGAAAGAAAAAAAUCAUCAGUCUCAGACACAGAUGCCUCUGCUAUAACACCACAGCCUCAGGAGAAAAUUAUUAACUCCGUGGAAAGUGACUCAUCUGCUAGAGAUCAUUCUUUAACCAAAAGACACAACCAAAAGGUAUAUUCUCAAGAGUGUACUGAGAAGGAUGGUAAAACUGCUGCUUCCAGGACAGGCACAUUUUCCCUUUUGAAUGCAGACCCUUUACCUUUUUGCUCAGAUGUAUUAGGAAAAGAGAGUGGGAGAACAUUACAUAAAUUUAAAACUACUAGUAUGUUUUCUGUUUCUGGUGAUGAAGAUAAUGUAAAAUGUCUUGAAGUGGUUUCAGUAUAUUACACUCUACCAAGAAAACACAGCAAAAAAUUUUAUGACCUCCUUCAACAAUAUACACAAAAUACCAAUUCACUUAUAGAAUCACUUCAAGUAGAGACUGAAACAUUUCCUGAUGUUUUGGUAAAAGAUAAAUUGAGUUAUUCUAUGCAUGACCAGUCAAAAGCACCUUCAUCUGAAGAUCUAAAGAUGUCGAUCUAUUCUGCCCAAAAGAACAUUCAUUGUCUUUCUGACACUACUGAAAAUAUGACUGUCCUGCAAUUACCAAAUAGGGGAUCCUCAGAGCCUAUGUUCCAGGAAAUGGCUUCUGUUAAGACAGAUAUUUCUUUUCAGAGCGGAGACUCUAAAGCUGGAGAGAUUUUCUCAGAUGAUUUAUCUGGAACAUUUCUAGGUGAUUCAAAAAUCAGGAAAGAGAGAGAGAGAGAAUUGCAAAGUAGAACUGUGCAUAGUUCAUUAAUGCUUCCAAAAAAAUAUGUUACAGAAGAAAAAUCUGAAAAUUGCCAACAAUUCAUCAAUUCAGGUAACGGUGGCCCCUCUUUUCUCCCAGACCAUUCAGAAGAUAAUGUUGAAAACCCUCAAACUGGAAAGAGUUCUGAGGAGUAUGUAGAUAGUGACAUAACCAUUUUAUCUACUGGAAGUGGAAAGUGUCCUCAGAAAGAUAUCACAGCCAUAGCUGUAGAUGACAGCUCCAAGGGAUCACAACCGGGGCAAGUCAGAGGAGAAGUUGGAACAGAUUGCCAGAAAAUGACUGAUAAUCUACUUUCUGAUUCAGAAAGCCAGGCCUCUGCUCUUAUUCCAGCACUACAUAAACUACGACUUGUUGAGGAGACUUAUUCAGGUGACCCAGAUUUACGGAAUUUGCAGUCUGAACCUAGAGAAAUGCCACGAAGUUGUCAUGAUGUAAAUAUGACAGAGAGCAGGAAGGCUAAAAAUGAAAUGCAGAAGUCAUCAUGGGAUCAACCUUCAGUUCCUGAAGGAAAUAAUAAAAAUAAAACCAACUUCGAAGACCUAGGAAAAGGCAGAAACAGAUCUUCAGCCAAACACAGAUUAGCAGCUGUGUGUAAAGCAAACAGAAAAUUCUCAUCUAAAGAUUUAAGCCCCAGAAGACAUGUAGCUACUAUCUUCCCCCAAAGCAAGAGCAGAUCUGGUUUUGGAUCUUUAUCUCCUGGCAUGCUGGAGUGCAACUCACUGUCCUCUAAGCCUACGCCAAGGUUCACAGAAUCCACAGAUGGAAGCAGGUUGAGUAAUGAUGAGAUGAAUGUGAAAACAUCUGAGAACUCUCUCCAAGCUACAGUAAUAUCCAACAGAGAAAUGUCUACACACCCCAGUGAUCAGAAACCUGACAGAAUUUCACAACUACAUCAGAAUGAUUUUAAACAUGUCUCAGAAUUGCCACCAACACAUGAGAAUUCUAAAGAUGCUCAGAUUUUGGAAAAAGGGUCAGGAGCCCCAGCCCAGUUCACAUUCUCUAGCCUCAGGGUAGAAGGCUUCUCUGACUAUCAGGAGAGGCUAAGUCCUCCUUUUGCAGUGGAGCUUGCACAGCAAUCUACAAUAAACAUCCCACUGGCCAGUUGUCAGAAGCAACAAGAGAGUGCCUCAUCUCUGGAGUGGGAACCUGAGCCACAACUCCAUCGUUCAAGGAGUUUAAAAAGCAUCAAUGUGCAUGGUAAUGUGCUACGCAAAAGUCAUCCUCCCAAAGUCAGGGAGCGCCAUUAUUCUGAAAGUACUUCCAUUGACAAUGCCCUGAGUCAAAUGACCCUUGGGGAUGAAUUCUCUAUUAACAAUGGGUACAGUCGAAGAUUCAAAUCUUUUUCUGAACUUCCCUCCUCUGAUGAAAAUGAAAAUUGGACUCUGUAUAGCAGCAGGACAAAAACGGGUCCCAAGUCUACUACAUCCAUAUCCAGACCUAUUGACUAUGGGAUUUUUGGGAAAGAGCAACAGUUGGCUUUCUUGGAAAAUGUAAAGAGGUCACUUACACAAGGAAGAUUAUGGAAACCAAGUUUUCUUAAGAACCCUGGCUUCCUGAAGGAUGAUGUAAUUAACCCUCCCAACCCAUCAGAGUCAUUGAGUUCAAAUUCCCCUAGCAGUCAGUUGCCAUCAGAUGGUUUAUCUCCAAGUGAACCACUUAAUAUCUAUGAGGAGGACCCUGUGGACUCAGACUGUGACACAGACACAACCACAGAUGAUGAAUACUACCUAGAUGAAAAUGACAAAGAGUCAGAACUGUGAGAUUUUUUCAAUAAAAUGCAAAACUUUUUCACUCAGAG
Molecule: messenger RNA, 7286 nt
Organism: Tupaia belangeri chinensis (Chinese tree shrew)
Lineage: Eukaryota; Metazoa; Chordata; Mammalia; Scandentia; Tupaiidae
Gene: EXPH5
Product: exophilin 5
Exons: 6
Coding region: 1066-7248 (2060 amino acids)
Biological process (GO): positive regulation of protein secretion; intracellular protein transport; positive regulation of exocytosis
Cellular component (GO): endosome
Molecular function (GO): small GTPase binding
Source: RefSeq, a predicted model, not a curated record